AUGCCAGGACGGCCCUCUUCAUCCCCCUCGGUCCACUACGAUCAUCCAGAAGAGAAGGAGGCCGCAGGUCCUCGGGCAGUGCCCGAACAGUUAGCUCGGAAUGUCAACACUGGAGAACUAGCAGCAAUUAAGGUUAUCAAACUGGAACCAGGAGAAGACUUUGCGGUGGUGCAGCAGGAGAUUAUAAUGAUGAAGGACUGCAAACACACAAACAUCGUGGCAUACUUUGGCAGCUACCUGAGGCGAGAUAAGCUUUGGAUUUGCAUGGAGUUCUGUGGAGGAGGCUCUUUACAAGAUAUAUACCAUGUAACUGGACCCCUCUCUGAACAACAGAUUGCCUAUGUUUCUCGGGAAACACUGCAGGGUUUGUAUUAUCUUCACAGUAAAGGAAAAAUGCACAGGGACAUAAAGGGAGCGAAUAUUCUUCUGACUGAUAAUGGUCACGUAAAGCUAGCUGAUUUUGGAGUAUCGGCUCAGAUUACAGCCACCAUAGCUAAACGGAAAUCUUUUAUUGGAACACCUUACUGGAUGGCUCCUGAAGUUGCUGCUGUGGAAAGAAAAGGGGGUUAUAACCAGUUAUGUGAUAUUUGGGCUGUUGGUAUUACAUCCAUAGAGCUUGCAGAACUUCAACCUCCAAUGUUUGAUUUGCAUCCAAUGAGGGCCUUAUUUUUAAUGACAAAAAGUAACUUUCAACCACCAAAGUUAAAAGACAAGAUGAAAUGGUCAAAUAGUUUCCAUCAUUUUGUCAAAAUGGCACUCACAAAAAAUCCAAAGAAAAGGCCAACUGCUGAAAAACUAUUACAGCAUCCUUUCGUUACACUGCCAUUAAAUCGCGCACUUGCUAUUGAAUUGUUGGAUAAAGUGAAUAAUCCAGACCAUUCUAGUUACCAUGAUUUUGAUGACGAUGACCCAGAGUUUAAGUUUUGGGGGAUCUUUUCUCCUGCAUCUCCUCCUGUGCGUCGGGCCCCCCGCUUUGCAGCCCGUCCCAAGCCUGCUGUUGUCGUUCCUCACAGAAUUCACUCAACCAGUAGGAGUGUGAGAGAAGAAAGGACACGGUCAGAAAUUAACUUUGGACAGGUAAAAUUUGACCCACCGAUGAGAAAAGAAACGGAGCCACAUCACGAGUUGCUCAACAGGGAAGAUUUUUUCGACAGUACAGAAGAAAUAUACUACACUGCAAGAUCUAAUCUGGAUCUACAGUUAGACUACGGCCAAGGUCCACAGAGUGACUAUUUUCUUGGGGGAAACAAGAGUCUCCUUAAAUCUGUAGAAGAGGAGCUGCACCAACGGGGACAUGUGGCACAUUUAGAAGAUGAUGAUGAUGAUGAUGGGGAUGAUGAUGAAUCUAAAAAUGCUACCAUAAAGCCCAAGGUGCCACCACCUUUACCGCCAAAGCCUAAAUCAAUAUUCAUACCACAAGAAUCUAGUGCUCCUGAAGAUGACAACCAAGGAACAAUAAAGAGAUGUCCUAUUUCAGAAAGCCCAGCACGACCAGCUUCUUAUGUACCUCCUAGACCACCACCUCCCCGGUUACCUCCCCAAAAGUCAAGUGUUUUAGGAAAUGGAGUGGGCUCAAUCCAAGUCAAUGGGGAUCGGGAAAAUGUGUUACUUUCUCUGCAGCUUGAUAAUCGGACUUCCAAGUCAUUGAGUGUGCCUACACGGAAAGAAAAAAAAGAUUUGCCGAAGCCAAUAAGUAAUGGCCUUCCACCUACGCCCAAAGUACAUGCUUUCAUAAGGCGGGUCCAGAGUUCAGUGUCGGUUGAGCUCCUUCACCAAUACCACAUCUCCAGGCUUAAAGGGAUGAUUGGUUGCUCUGACGAUCAAUACCUAAUAUUUGGUGCUGAAGAAGGUAUUUACACCUUAAAUUUGAAUGAACUGCAUGAAACCUCAGUGGAACAGCUUUUCCCAAGAAGAUGUACAUGGAUGUAUGUAAUGAACAAUUGUCUUCUUUCUAUAUCUGGUAAAGCUUCCCAGUUGUAUUCACACAAUCUCCCUGGCUUGUUUGAUUAUGCAAGACAAAUGCAAAAACUGCCUGUUGCCAUUGCAGCCCACAAGCUUCCUGACAGAAUACUUCCCAGGAAGUUUGCUGUUUCUACAAAAAUACCAGAUACAAAAUAUUGUCAAAAGUGCUGUGUUGUGAGAAAUCCAUAUACAAGUCAUAAAUAUCUAUGUGGAGCCCUGCAGUCCAGUAUUAUACUCUUAGAAUGGGUGGAACAAAUGCAGAAAUUCAUGUUAAUCAAGCAUAUAGACUUCCCAUUGCCGUGCCCACUCAUGGUUUUGGAAAUGCUGGUGGUACCUGAGCAGGAGUUUCCCUUAGUUUGUGUGAGUGUCAGCAAGGGCACGGACUUUAACCAGAUUGUGAAAUUUGAGACACUGAAUCCCAAUUCCACAUCUUCAUGGUUCACAGAAACAGAUACUCCACAGACAGAUGUUGUUCAUGUCACACAGUUGGAAAGGGAUACCAUUCUUGUAUGCUUAGAUCGUUGUAUAAAGAUAGUGAAUCUUCAAGGAAGGUUAAAAUCCAGUCGGAAAUUAUCUUCCGAACUUACUUUUGAUUUCCAGAUCGAAUCCAUAGUUUGCUUGCAGGAUAGUGUGCUUGCAUUUUGGAAGCAUGGCAUGCAAGGUAGAAGCUUCAGAUCUAAUGAGGUAACGCAGGAAAUUUCAGAUAACACUCGGAUAUUCCGUCUGCUUGGAUCUGACAGGGUCGUUGUCUUGGAAAGCAGACCAACCGACAACCCCACAGCCAAUAGCAACCUGUAUAUUCUAGCGGGACAUGAGAACAGCUACUGAAUACCACAAUACGAAGGAAUCUAUUGUAAUAAACGUGAUUUCUCAAGGAAGUGG
Molecule: messenger RNA, 2844 nt
Organism: Nanorana parkeri
Lineage: Eukaryota; Metazoa; Chordata; Amphibia; Anura; Dicroglossidae
Gene: MAP4K3
Product: mitogen-activated protein kinase kinase kinase kinase 3
Exons: 35
Coding region: 1-2790 (929 amino acids)
Biological process (GO): protein phosphorylation
Molecular function (GO): ATP binding; MAP kinase kinase kinase kinase activity
Source: RefSeq, a predicted model, not a curated record